GGAGACUCAAGGAGGUGAGGUCCCUGGUCAGAAGGAGGUGAUCUCAGCUUGGCAGAUGGAGGAAUUCUAUACUCUGCUAGGAGUCAAGCCAUUAUGCCUCGUGGUCAGAAGAGUAAGCUCCGUGCUCGUGAGAAACGCCGCCGUAACAGAGGUGAGACCCAAGGUCUUAUGAGUGCCCAGGCCACCACAGGAGAGGAGGAAAAGACCACUCCUCCUUCCUCUCCUGUUUCUGGGGAUUCUCCUUCAGGCUCCCCUGUUCCUGGCACUUCCCAGGAGCCUCAGGAAGGCUUGGCCACCACCAGUGCUGCUGCACAUGUUUCACGCCCAAGAUCUAAUGUAGGUGCCAAACGCCAGGUUAAGGAAAGGAAAAAUUCCUUCCAGGCCUCAACUUCCAUUGAGAGUGUUCGCAAAGAUCCUCUAACCAAGAAGGUGGGGAUGCUGGUGCAGUUCCUGCUGUAUAAGUAUAAAUUGAAGGAGCCCAUUAAAAAGUCAGACAUGCUGAAGAUCAUCCACAAAAGGUACAGGGAGCACUUCCCUGAGAUCCUCAGGAAAGCCUCUGAGCGCAUUGAGCUGGUCUUUGGCCUGGAAUUAAAGGAAGUCAAGGCUGGCGGUCACUCCUAUAUCCUGGUCAGCAGCCUAGACCUCACCACCGAUGGCAGUGUGAGCAGUGCCUGGGGCUUUCCUAAGAAUGGGCUUCUCAUGCCUCUCCUGGGUGUGAUCUUCUUGAAUGGCAACCGCACCUCUGAGGAGGAAAUCUGGGAAUUCCUGAAUAUUUUGGGCAUCCAUGAUGGAAGGAGGCACUUCAUCUUCGGGGAGCCCAGGAAGCUCAUCACCCAAGAUCUGGUGCAGGAAAAGUACCUGGAGUACCGCCAGGUGGCCAACAGUGAUCCUCCAUGCUACGAGUUCCUGUGGGGCCCGAGAGCCCACGCGGAGACCAGCAAGAUGAGAGUCCUGGAGUUUUUGGCGAAGAUCCAUGAUACCGUCCCCAGCGCCUUCCCCCCGCAUUACCAAGAGGCUCUGCGAGAUGAGGAAGAGCGAGCCCGAGCCAGAGCCACAGCUGGGGCUGCCUCUACUACCCGGGCUGGUGCACGUUCCCAGACUAAGUCCGGCCUCUCCUCUCCUCCCUAGAGAGGGCUGAGGCAGAUUCUUUGCUUUGUAAUUGGAAAGGCCUGUUAACUAGUGUUCCUGAUAUGCAAAAAUAACUAUCAUUU
Lontra canadensis (Northern American river otter) is the source of this 1211-nucleotide messenger RNA. Its product is annotated as melanoma-associated antigen B2-like. The transcript is spliced from 2 exons. Gene Ontology annotation, biological process: negative regulation of transcription by RNA polymerase II. Bases 94 to 1128 code for a protein of 344 amino acids. Gene Ontology annotation, cellular component: nucleus. Lineage: Eukaryota; Metazoa; Chordata; Mammalia; Carnivora; Mustelidae. The record is from RefSeq and is a predicted model, not a curated record.